Messenger RNA from Stegastes partitus (bicolor damselfish), 2656 nucleotides. Its product is annotated as zinc finger protein 135-like. The record is from RefSeq and is a predicted model, not a curated record. Gene Ontology annotation, biological process: regulation of transcription by RNA polymerase II. Gene Ontology annotation, molecular function: DNA-binding transcription factor activity, RNA polymerase II-specific. Gene Ontology annotation, cellular component: nucleus. The transcript has a single exon. NCBI's taxonomy places the organism in Eukaryota, Metazoa, Chordata, Actinopteri, Pomacentridae. The coding region runs from base 9 to 881 and encodes 290 amino acids.
CUGACAGAAUGCUCGGGAGUCACCUGCGACUGCAUGGGAAGCGGCGGAUCCACCCCUGCAACAUCUGUGGGAAGGAGUUCAACCACAGCUCAAGCCUGUCGCGUCAUCGCCUCAUCCACAAGAAGGGGAAGGGCCUCCCGAAGGACGCUGCCCUCAGCACCAAUAUGGCCGCCAUGCGUCACUCACUGAAGGCCGGCAGCAAGAACAAGAAGACCAAGAGGCAGCAGCAGCAGCAGCAGCAGCAGCAUGUGGUGGCGGCCGCCAUCAUCCAGAACCCGGGCGGGGAUAAGUUCUAUGCCUGCCCGCAGUGCGACAUGAGCUUCAGGACGUCCACGCAGCUGUCGAAGCACCAGGUGACCCACGUCAAGGAGCUGCUGGACAACUACACACCUGGGAAGGAGAACCUGGGCGAGACCUCGUCCGACCUCAAGAUCCGCCUCAAGCUCUGCUCCCGCGACAAGCCCAACUUCUACACCCUCUGCAAGAAGAACCGGCGCCGACAGGGCGGCCGGGCUGGCAAACGUGGCUCCGCCCCCUCUGAAGAGGAGGUUGGAUCAGGUGGGGGUGGUCGCCAUGGCUGUGGCCAGUGCGGGAAGCGCUUUAGCCAUGCUUCCAGCCUGGCACGGCACCAGCAGACCCACCGGGCUGGUGAUGGCGGCGGGAGGAGCAAGCUGCAGCAGCACCAGAAGACCGGACUUGGCGCUGCCAAGACGAAGACGUACACCUGCGCAGCAUGCAACAAGACCUUCAUGCACUCGUCCAGCUUCUCUCGCCACAAGAAGGCGCACCUGGAGGAGGAGCAGCGGGCCCGGGCCGCCGCCAAACGCCGCAAGAGACCUGUCUUAGAUGAGACCGCCCCGCUGGAGUCCGACUCUGAGUGAUGGCGCCACUCUCUGGACUGGGUUUGGACCGGUUCUGGUUCUGAACCAGCACUGACUGGUUCUGGACUGGUUUGGGACCAGUUCUGGAAAGUUCUACUUUGGAAAUGUUCUGGACCAGUUGGGACCGGUUCUGGUGGUCCAGGUUCCAGACUGGACCUGGUUGGUACUGUGGUGUAGAUAGCAGCAGGACUUCCUUAUAUGGUCGUAUGGGUGGGCGUGUCCACGUACAUCGCAUCCAUAUAUGGUCAGAAGUGACCACAGCUCAUCGCUCUUACGAAUGGGAUUAGAUUUGCAGCCCCGCCCCCUCACUCCAUUACCCAUCAGCCCCCUGAACACAGAGACCGUCCGCUGCAGAACAUCAUGGGAAACUGAGUCCUGCAGCUUUAGACACAUCCGCUCUCUGAUUGGAGGGUUCCACUUUGUUAGCGACAAAAAUCACACAAAAAACAAAAGACCAAUCAAUCGAUUGAUCAGCCACAUGAAUCCGCAUCUGUUUUGAUAACUGAUUCGUUGAUUGAAUCAUUUAUUGAAGCAGAGAAGAGAAGUCGUUUAAUCGAGAAAAUAUUCAGAUUCAGUUGGUGAUCAUCGUCUACUGGAACCAAUAUCCAAUAAUCGCUUUAAUUAUUGAUUAGCAGGCGUCAUGUUACUCAGUUGAUCAAUUGAUUAUCAUCGAUUCUGCUGAUUCUCUUCAGUUUGUUUCAGCUGCAAAAACUAAAUGAUCACUUGGAUCGAUCACGAUGUGUUUUUGUCGUCAGUUAGCUGGACCGGUCCGAUCCGGUUCUUCGUGGCGCCGCCUCCUUCGCUGGUCUUUGUUUUCUUUCUCUCCUCCUUUUCCUGUCAGAAGUCGCCACCCACUUCCUCCCUGAGUGAUUCUGAUUGGCCAAAGCUCUUAUUGGCACAGUGUUCUGAUUGGUCGAACGCAUACAGACUGUACCUGCAGCUGGUCGGCCAUGUUUGUAGUUUUAUUACAGGUUCAAAGUGCACUACUUAUUUAUGAAUUGGAGCGAUGUUGUAAUAUAUAAAUAUUAUUGAUAUUUAAUGUCACAAUUUAAAAAAGAAAAACAGGAGCGUGUUACCAUAGCAACAACACCGCCACCUUCAUCCGCCAGCGUCCCCAUCGACGCUUUGAAUCUGUCAAACUGUGAUCUGAUGAAAAGAUAAAACUGUUUAUUGGUCGAAACGAAAAGAUGUUGAAACCCUUUGAACAAGAGAAGCAGAGAUUUGUGGGUAAACUGACAGGAAGUGAUGUCAGUGUGACGCAUCAGAGAAAAGUUUCCAACCUGAAGACGAAACAUUUCUGAUUUGUGUUUUGGGUUAAAUUGGAUCGAAGUGUCGCUGAUCAUUGCGUCUGACUGGUUCUCUGAGGAGAUGAACGGUAAAAUAGAGUUCAGCUUCUUUACAACUGAGUCUGUCGAUGGAAACGAGGCGUUUGUUUGUCGCUAAAUUAUUUCAAGUCUUGGACCAAAAGUUUCCUGCAGCUCGCACCAAAAUACAGCCUGUUCACCUGUGGACGGCCUGAAGCCCCGCCCCCUCGCUCUGUCUGUGAGUUUUACUGUGAGUUGGUUCAUUUGAUGGUGGAAAGUUUCUCCCCCUGCUCUCACCUCCUGGUUUGGUUCUGCUCGGUUCUGCCCAGGUUGGAUCCAUAUUGUGUUGGUUUGUUUCGAUUCCAGCGAAGCUUCACCUGCAGAUAGAAGGUUGUUCUCAUUGUAUCGUGUUCUAGAAUAAACCCAGUCGACAUGUUUUGUCUUGUUUUGUAAUAAACCUUUGAAAGAAGU